Messenger RNA from Acanthopagrus latus (yellowfin seabream), 1830 nucleotides. RefSeq names its product EEF1A lysine methyltransferase 1 (gene eef1akmt1). The coding region runs from base 197 to 850 and encodes 217 amino acids. The transcript is spliced from 5 exons. NCBI's taxonomy places the organism in Eukaryota, Metazoa, Chordata, Actinopteri, Spariformes, Sparidae. Gene Ontology annotation, biological process: methylation. Gene Ontology annotation, molecular function: nucleic acid binding; protein-lysine N-methyltransferase activity. The record is from RefSeq and is a predicted model, not a curated record.
UAUGAGAGAAACAGCCUGAUAGACACUUUUGUUCCUCCUCAAGAGCCAUACUUUCUAGAGCGACGUCAUCAAGCUGCGACUUCUCACGUGUUCACAACACGGCAGCGGUAAAGUAACGCGCUCGUCGGGAUCGGGAGAAGUUUCUGACAGUUUCAGGUUUUCUGCUCCAGCGUUCUGAUCGCCUCCUCUGUCAGCCAUGAGCGACAGUGACGACGACGUCCCCACGCUGUCAGCUCACACUCUGGCCGCCCUGCAGGAGUUUUACAAUGAGACCAAGACCGCCCAGGAUCACGGCACCACGCCGUCAGACCAGUUCGCUGUGGGAGCGGUGGAGGAGGACUGGAGGAUGAGCCAGUUCUGGUACAGUGAUGAGACAGCGGCCAAAUUAGCAGAGGAGGUCAUACGUGAAGCUGGAGAGGGAGGCAGGAUAGCGUGUGUGAGUGCGCCCAGUGUGUACCAGAAGCUGAAGCAGGGGGUGGUGGACGGCUCGGACCGGGUGUCCUCCGUCGUGUUGGAGUACGACCGCCGCUUCGCAGCCUACGGCGACGACUUCAUCUUCUACGACUACAAUGAGCCGCUGUCCUUUGCGGCCAGCGUGGCUCCUCAGAGCUUCGACAUCGUCCUCGCCGACCCGCCGUACCUCUCUGAGGAGUGUCUGAGCAAAGUGGCCCAAACCAUCAAGUACCUGAGCAAAGGCAAAGUGCUGCUGUGCACAGGAGCCAUCAUGGAGGAUCUGGCCAAAAAUCUCCUGGACGCAAAAAUGUGCGACUUCCUGCCGAAGCACAACAAAAACUUGUCGAAUGAGUUCCGCUGUUUUGUCAACUAUCCGUCUCGCCUGCUGUCCUGCUGAGGAGCUGAGCGUCUGUCGGAACAACAGCCGGGGGGACGGAGGACGUCACACAGAUGUUCCAGCACCACGUCUCACAGCUCGUACUGUUCAGGACUGAAGCGAAACAUGAAGAAAGUGGACGUGUUCAGUGUCAGUUUUAUCUCUGAACGGUCACAGGUGGACUCGAAAACAAUUAUUUAAUCCAUGAGACGUUAAUUUUGGUCAGUAGCGUGAGUCGAACUAAAGUACCUUUAAGUUCUAAAGAUGGAAAAUCACUCGGUCUGCUGUUAGUUACUGAUUAGCAGCAGGGCAGAGAGUUUCAGUCUGGCAGAAUAUUUGUCAUAAGACUGUCUUUAAUUUAGAUUUUUCUGAAGCUGCAUCCUCGCUGAAUGCACGCCGGGAGAUGAGCCCACGACAUGAUGUAGACCAGUACAAGAUGAAGAGUUUGUGGCAUCACAUCCAAGUUGAACAAACAAGCAACAGAGAGGUAAAGAGAGAGAGACAAACUAUAUUUAACGGGAGUCUUCACACAGAUGUGCUGCUGCUCUACCAGAGGAGACACCAGAGUGGCGAGGAGCUGAGCCACAGAAUAAAAAACCUUUAGUUUCAUUUGAUUCCUCGUUGGAGGAGCAGCAGCUGGUGAAUGUCUAACAAGAGCAAAGAUGCAGGAAGAAUAAAUACACAUUUAAAAAAAAAAAAGGAAAAGAUAUCUCAUACUGUAGGCAUGUUUAUUCUCCUAACCCCUUACACGAUGAGAUGACCACGAACAGCUGAGAGGAUUUCUGGGAUAUUACAGAUGUUUUCAGUUCCUGUCUGCUAAAAAUGCUAAAUGUGACGGGGAAAUAAACAAGUGCUCAGUCUUGUACAGUCACUGUGAGAGACGUGCUGACUCUGCACGCUGAUGUGCUGAAUGUGACCGCUCAGUUGUUUCGCUGGAGACUUUUUACAGUCACAAAUAAAGUCACCUGGAGCACUUGUUGUUUGGGUGACAAGUUGUUGAA